AUGGCUUCAGAGGAGGACGACGCUCUUCUGUCUCUCAUCUACCAACACCUGAAGAGCAGCGGGUUCAAGAAAGCGGCGAAAGUUCUGGAAAAACACGUUUCUCAGGUGAGGGUCCGAGCUGGGUCUUCAGGGUUUACUGCUGUCUUCAGUGAGGAGCAGACACGAGGAGAUGUCUGUCUCCAUGAUCGACUCUAAAUGAGGGUUUUAAAGGGUUCCUGCAGACUGAGAGAGGACAGAGAGGUCUGACAUGUUGCAUAAGAAUAUGAAUUAAAUAUAAAUAUGAGUGCAGAGACUGUUUCUGCUUCACCUUCCCCCUCUCUCUGCAUGUGUGAGUGUGUUCGUGUGUGUGUUUGAGCACAUGGCUCCUUACUCCGGCCUCCUGCAGGGAAAGAACAUAAUGUUACAGGAGCUGCAUGGCUGCUGCAGGCCCAAACCUUCACACAUUUAGCUGAAUUUAGAGAUUAAAACUGUCAUUUCUGUUUCUAAAAGUGCUGGAGCUGAAACUAACACCAGUUUAAUUAGUUUGUCCAUCAACAGAAAAUUACUAUGAUUCAUUUUACAGGUUAAAGUUUAGAGAAAAACAGUUACGUUUGAGUAUUUAGGGGGAUUAUGGACUUUUAAUUUGAAAUUUAUAACAUUACAGGAAGCUAAUCUAUCUAUCUAUCUAUCUAUCUAUCUAUCUAUCUAUCUAUCUAUCUAUCUAUCUAUCUAUCUAUCUAUCUAUCUAUCUAUCUAUCGCACUGUGCUCCUGUUUUUACUAUUUACAGAUUAAGACAAACUAUCAAUACUAUUUUCCAUUUUGAGUUGAGUAUACUCCAAGUUUUGAGUAUGGAAGUAUAAGAUUUGGGACACACCGUAAGUCUAUGUUAGAGCUCCUAGUGUGGAUUUUGGCGCCUCCUGUGGACAAAACCGUACCUUUAGUUUUCUUUCUGAUUUAGUCCCGUUCAUGAAGUUAUUAGUGUUAUAACCAGAAUAAUCACACCCUGCUUAAUUUUAAAAGUCUGACUAACAAUCUUUAUGAAUGAAAAUGCGAUAAAAUGUGUUUUAAUCACGAAGACUAGGCUAGUGGUUUUAGCCGCUAAAAAUUACCACAGAAAUAGUUUAAAACCAAAAGCUGAUGGACAAUUGUUCCGUGUCCGCUGAAGUCCUCAGCGUGGAUCUUUGUAAUGAAAUCAGUCUCACUCAGAAGCUUUAAGGAUCUGCUGCGUUGAUGGUUCUUAAAGGAUUCGAUUGGAAAAGACUCAAAACUCGACUGUAAAGCCAGAAACGUUCAAACACAGCAGAUGUGAAAACCUUUGGGGAACUCAUUGUGUUUCUUGGCGCUCUUUCUUUCUUCUGGGGCGCCGCUUUGGCGUAGCAGUCAAAGAGCGCCUCACAUACAGAGGCUGAAGUCCUCUCCUCUCUGACCCUUGGCUUCGUGUCCCCCCCGCCCUCCACUCCCCUGUCUCUCAUCAGCCGGUCCAUCUAAGGAAGGCGGAGAUGUCCUGAAAAGUCAAAGUUCAGUAUUUUUGAGUCUGGAUGAAACUUGAGCCGCUCUAAAGUGUUUGAUUUAAAAUACCGCCAUCCAAACAGAGUUUAAAGGGAUAUUUCAGUUACUUGUCACUAUGAAAUGCCUGGGUGGGGGUCUGUUCAGCCGUCUGAUUAGAACCUGUUGGGAGAACAAGCGCGCAAGCUAGGCGGGUUGAUUCUGACGUGUAGUUCAGCUGAUUUUGAGCCUGAAUUGUUGUUUUUCACCAAAAGGUCAAAACUCUAAACUACCUUCCCUGUCAUUUGUCCCACAGACGUCUUGUUCUGUAGACGUCAGUCCAGAAUAACUCUCUUUAUCCCGAGUCUGUCAUUGAUAGUCAAACGGCGGCAGAGAUUCAUUUCCUGGAGCAUCAGAGAGCGGGCAGACCUACACCACAGGAAAUGAGCUCUUUCCUUUGAGCUCACCCUUUUCUUCUCUGUCCUACAGCGAUCUUAAUCGGCUUUUCAGGAGUGCGGUCCAACCCCGUCAGUGCCGGUCCAGAACAUCUCUGUCUGUGAUGAUUUUUGUCUGAACACAUGGUUGAAAUCGAAUGUUGUUUGUUCACUUAACUCACAGUUAUUGUUUUUUAUUUAAAGGUGGAAACUUCUGAGGAGAGCUCCAACCUUCAUGAGAUCUACACAGGCUGGAUGAAGUAAGUCCGAAAUUCUCAGAUGGACCAGAAAGAUCAAAAACAAACACUUUUUUGUAGCAAAAAAGGGAAGAAAACAGUCGGAAAAAAGGUCAAAUCAGACAGAGUUAAAGAGAUAUUCCGGUGUAACAUUAAUCUAGGGUCAAACACACCGUAACACUGAGUUUAUGAUCAUUUCUUUAUCAUUUCCUUGAAGUAAUAAUCACCAUAUUAAUCAUUUUACAGUCUUAGCGUCUCGGUCUGAUUGUAUUUCCAUGAAGAAAUGAUCAUAAAUGUUCUUCCUUGAGCUGCGGCACCCCGCUGUAGUCCAUAAUGGACUGGUCUGAGGUCUCGCUACCCUAUAUGCUAUUGUCUGUCUAUGUCUGUGACCCUAUAUGUCCUGUUGAUGAAGUUAGGUGCUGUUCUGAGCAUUAUUUGUGGCUAUAGAGUGGCGUUUUGGUUGGGGCGUGGCUCUCUGUAUUUCUAUCCUGCGGUUGUUACUAAAGUUGGUAUAACUAGAGAAGCAAGCGGUCGACAACAUUCAUCUCUGGAGGCGGGGUCUAACUCGGUGUUACAGUGUGUUUGACACUAAAUUAAUUUAACUCCAGAAUAUCCCUUUAAUGUAACAUGGAUAAACUGUGUAACUGCUAAGUCAGGCUAACUUCAGAAGAACGUUUGGUCCUCCUCACAGGUUAUCAUGUCCGUGCUGGUAAAGUGAUAACUUCAUAUCCUGAUUCGAUGAUGUUCAAAACUUUGAUUUAUGACCUUUUAUGGACUGAGAGUUGACUCAAGGUUCUGCACAUGCUCAGUAGUUUACACACUGUCCGUUGACCAGGAAGUAUAACAGCAUAAAUGUGACAUAGGAAGCAACACCUGGAUAGAAGAGACCCGGGUCAAGGAGAGUAGUCCAACUGAAGACGGUCCUCGCCUCUUUAAACUGGACUAAAGACCCAAAUACAGAUCUGACUUAGUCUAAAUUUUCAAUCUGUCCCCAAAGUUUCAUCAUCAUUCAUUCAUUCAUUCAUUCAUUCAUUUCAUACUCUGGUGUUUCUUGGCUUCAGCCUCCUGGAGUCACAGACUCAGCUCAGUCUGGACUGGAGACUCCAAACGGACCCAGAACAGGAUGUUAGUACAGGUCUCUGUGAAUGGCCGGUUGGCCCUCUGCCCGGUGCACCCUGGGAUUUGGCUCCCGACUCCUGCCACCCUGAAAGGAUUAAAUGUGCUGCAGAUGAAUGAGUGAAUGAAUGAGUGAAUGACUUCAGCUCAUGCCUGUGAUUCCCCUCACUCUGAAAUCAUUGAAAUCAGAGACGACAGGAGCUGCAGACGCUUUAUCAACCGUCUGAAAACCUUUUUUUAAUCCUUGAACCUCUUUAAAAAGUUCCCCUCUCACUGUCUCAGUCUAAAAACUCAUUUUAACCUUUUUAAAAUAGAUAAAAUCGACUUUUUAAACACGUUUGUUCAGGUGUGUGCGUUCGAGUGGAGCUUAUUUCUGCAUACCGACACAUUCCUCUGUCAGGACGAUUUUCUCUGCUUGAGAAGUUUGUCGACACUCAGACUUCGACACGUUUGACGGAUUUGACCUGUUUUCACCAAACUCAAAACUACUGAACUUAAAGUUAAAUCCACAUUUAUGUACCAGAACCGAGUCAGAACCGUCAGUUAUUACUCAAGAAAUCAGACUCGUGCCAAGAGAAAUAUUCAGAGUCCUCUUGAGGCGCUUCGUUCUUGAAAAUCUUGACUCCAGUAUUUCUCGAUCUCAAUCUAAACAAGGACAAAAUCAAGUGUUUGCUUGUGUUUGUUUUAGGUUGUGCUCUCUGGCCAAGCAGGAGACCGAUGACUCCACAACUCUGAAGAAGAAGAAGAGGAAGAGCAUCAAAGCAGAACCUGAAGAGGACGUGGACCUCAAACCGUCUGGAGAGGAGAACCAUGUGGACGUCAAACCUCCAUCAGGUAACUUUCCUUUAAGUCAAUUACUGUCCGAGUUUUUCAGGAAGUUCUGUUUUGAUUUCUACGUUUGGAUGAUUUUGGAGUUUUAAAGACGGACACUAAACCUUUAUUUAUGCUUCUUCUUUAGAUUCAGUGACAGAAGCUGAGACGAAGUCGGAGCAGCUGCAGAAUCCUGGAGAUGAAACCAAAACAACAAACUGUGACGGUAAAGAAGAAAAGGAGGAGGACAAGGAGGAGGAGGAGGAGACACAAACAGAGUUAGAGGUGAGCAGAUCCACUCCCAUCAGGGUCUUCAGAGACCUUCAUGCAGCUCUGAGUUGAUCCUCCUGCAGCCACCAAACAAAAGCUCCCAAAGAAGUCUGACCCUGAUCCGGUCUGCCUUCACGCUGUCUUCAAGUUCUUGCCAUCUUAGCGCAGCACACGCUGUUCUUCAAUCAACAAAGAGCAGCUGUUGACCCUCCCAGCCCGCCAGGAGAGGAGGCUGGCACUCUGACCGAGAGUGAAAAACAACGAGCCGACAGUCACGGCUGA
Xyrichtys novacula (pearly razorfish) is the source of this 4613-nucleotide messenger RNA. The record is from the annotation of a GenBank genome assembly. NCBI's taxonomy places the organism in Eukaryota, Metazoa, Chordata, Actinopteri, Labriformes, Labridae.